Molecule: messenger RNA, 5081 nt
Organism: Tachysurus fulvidraco (yellow catfish)
Lineage: Eukaryota; Metazoa; Chordata; Actinopteri; Siluriformes; Bagridae
Gene: pak4
Product: p21 protein (Cdc42/Rac)-activated kinase 4
Exons: 10
Coding region: 203-2089 (628 amino acids)
Biological process (GO): regulation of MAPK cascade; protein phosphorylation; intracellular signal transduction
Cellular component (GO): cytoplasm
Molecular function (GO): protein serine/threonine kinase activity; ATP binding
Source: RefSeq, a predicted model, not a curated record
UGCCCGGAUGAUGCUUCUGUUUCCAACAUGGCGCGGGGGAGGUCCUGUUGCCCAGGGGCUCGACUGUAGAUAAGCGCAUUUAGCCACUUUUACUAAACUUUGUAAUCGUCUCAUAGCUGAAAAUUGCGCUCUGGUGAGUUUAUGGACUCCGGUGCUUGACGGACUCAACAUUAUAUACCAGGUCUGAUGCUCUGCCGCAGCCAUGUUCACCAAGAAGAAAAAGCAGCGCAUUCAGAUCUCAGCUCCCUCUAACUUUGAGCACCGUGUGCACACUGACUUUGAUGAGCAGGAACAGAAGUUUGUGGGGCUUCCUCGUCAAUGGCAGAGCCUCAUCGAAGACACAGCCAAAAGGCCCAAGCCCUUUAUUGAUGCCACAGUCAUUACUACUGUGGAGCCUCGCAAGGCAAUAGUACGAGGCAGUAAGAUCGGAGUGGAUGGCUCUCUGACAUGGCUUCUGGAUGAGUUUGAAACCAUGUCAGUGAUCCGUUCAAACUCCCUGCGACGGGGCAGUCCUCCCACACAGCCUCGUAGUGACUCGAGCUCCUCUGGGAUGCAGGAGAACGGAGAGUAUGCUCACAGGCACUAUGAGCAUGCAGGCGAGACGAAAGACAGAGAGAAAACACGUCCCGAUUCCCAUAGACCAGCCAGAGGCCCCAGAGAAGAUGGGAGACCGAUGCAGCCCCAUGGCCAAGAGCCAAGCAGGCACAAAGAGCAAGAACGACCCCCUGGACCUCCUGCUCCGCCUCACAGAGAGCGAGACAGAGAUCGUGACCACAACAACCCAGUGGUCUGGAGGGAAGUGGCCAAUGACAAACGGCCAAAAUCGAGCUAUACAGGUGAGGACGAAAGUCUGCAGUCCCCGCGAGACAAGAGACCUCUCUCUGGACCGAAUGUUCGAACUCCCAAUCUGCCUGUUACAGAGGGGGUGAUGAAGACAGCACAGCAAACCCGGCCAUUUAACACUUACCCCCGCACUGAAAGUGGCUCAGCAAGAAAUCCUAGCAGUCAGGACCUGAAAACCGCCAGAACUCAGGAUUCUCCCCCAAAUGGCCCAUCCAGCAGUUCAAGCCGAAGUGGGAACAGUGGGGGUAAGGGCUCUUCCCAGCAGCAUCAUGCUUCUCAUCCUGCUUUGGGUCCAGAGCCCCCCCACAACCAGCAAUUUCCACCAGCCUCUCGACCCCCUGGACCACCCCAGCAACCUCAGCGUGUUUCUCAUGAGCAGUUCCGUGCUGCAUUGCAGAUGGUAGUGGAUCCUGGUGACCCUCGCACCUACCUGGAUCACUACAUCAAAAUUGGCGAGGGCUCCACCGGUAUUGUGUGUAUUGCAACAGUUAAGAGUACGGGCAAACUGGUGGCUGUGAAAAAAAUGGAUCUACGGAAACAACAGCGACGAGAGUUGCUCUUUAAUGAGGUUGUGAUCAUGCGAGACUAUCACCACGAGAAUGUUGUGGACAUGUACAACAGUUACUUAGUUGGUGAUGAGCUCUGGGUUGUCAUGGAGUUUCUUGAAGGCGGAGCGCUUACCGACAUAGUGACACAUACAAGGAUGAAUGAAGAGCAGAUUGCCACAGUGUGUCUGUCUGUCCUUAAGGCUCUGUCAGUGUUGCACGCUCAGGGUGUCAUCCACAGAGACAUUAAAAGUGACUCUAUUCUACUUACUCAUGAUGGCAGAAUAAAGCUGUCUGACUUUGGCUUCUGUGCCCAAGUUUCAAAAGAGGUUCAACGUAGAAAGUCGUUAGUUGGAACGCCAUAUUGGAUGGCACCUGAGCUCAUCUCAAGACUGCCAUAUGGACCAGAGGUGGACAUUUGGUCACUUGGUAUUAUGGUCAUUGAAAUGGUUGAUGGUGAGCCUCCAUAUUUUAAUGAACCUCCACUCAAAGCAAUGAAGAUGAUUCGAGACAACUUACCACCCAAACUGAAGAACCUUCACAAAGUUUCACCACUUCUCAAGGGUUUCUUGGACAGAAUGCUUGUUCGGGACCCUGCCCAGAGGGCCACAGCCCAGGAGCUGCUCAAGCAUCCAUUCCUCUCUAAAUCUGGUCCCCCUUCUUGUAUCGUUCCCCUCAUGAGGCAAAACCGCAUGAAAUGAGUGCAAGAAUCCAUUUCACCAGGACCCUCUGCUAUCUCAAAGCACAGCCUUUGAGACAGGAGGCCUGCAGAAAGGAGCAGCUUUGUGCACUUCAAGUUUUAGAUCAAGUGUUUUGAAGAAGAAAAAAAACAGACUUGCCUCCAAAUCCUAUAAACACGGCUGUUGGCUUGAGCUUAGGCCUUUGGAAAGGACUAAACCAAAAUAAGCCCUGCAAAGACAACACAUGAUUUUACUGAUGAGAAGUCAAUGUCUCUGUUCCUCUUUUUAUUAGGAGGGGUUUUGGAUUAUUUUGCAGUUUAAAUCAUCUCUCACUGGCUUUGAUUCUGGAUGAAGCAAUUAACCUCUGACUUAAAAUUGUUUAACCAGAAAGUUUUUGGAGAUGCCGUUUCACCUCCCAUCAUGGAAGCGGCGCUCUGUUUCUAAACUCAAAGUUCACCUCCUGCACCAUAACCACUUUCUGACUUCUGGUCAAUUUAAAGAGGAAAAUAACUACUGAAGACCUGUAUUAUAUUUUAUCAAAAUAGAAGGAAAAAAAACACUACGCUCCUGUUACAACACUAGACUAGGUAAACACUGGAAGUGUACUCUUAAUUCAGACCUUUUUCCAAGUUUUUGGGUGUUUAAUGAAACAUAGUCCCAUGUAAUUUUAAUAGAUUUUUUUUUAAUCACUGUUCUAGGUUUGAAGCUACACUCCUGUUCAUUUUUUUAAUCCAACUUAGAAAAAAAGUGUUUUCUCUUUCAAACAGAAUGAAAUAUUGGCAGAUAUAUAAAGGGAUCUACCAUGUAGCUCAGCAUCUCAGCAUGCAUUAAGAUGUGAACUGUGCAAGUGAAACAUCCUCAACUAUGUGAACGUAUAUCUUAAGCCCGGGUGUCAGAUUAAAGCAGAGCAGUUGGUGCUCAUUGAAGGCUUUGGUAAUUAGAAGAUGAAUUGAAUCAAAUUCUAUAGCACUCUACUUCUGCUUCAGUCCCACCUUACUAGGGAUAAGUUUGUUAUACUUGAUACUUCCCUAAAUUAUACUGUUCACCAGCUGUUCCUGUGUCCUGGUGCAUUUAAACACUAACAAGUCAUACGUAUGGUAAUGUAGCUACAUGCUUAUAUAUGCUAGUCCCGUAUGUCCUAUUUUGUCGCAGGGCUCUAAGUAACUGUGCCUUUAUCCUCUGUUCCUGAGGUUCUGGAGCUGGAAGCACAUUAGCUUGCACUGAAACAGCAACCAAAGAUGCAACACUAAGAGUGAGAACUGAGGGAAAGCUACUUUGCUUCACAAAGCGGAUUCUUUUUCCAUUACACCUUCAAGUUAAGCCUUCAAGUUAAGGACCGGGUAGACCUUUUAAAUUCAAAUUGAUCUAUUCUGAAGGUUGUGUAUGUCAUUUUUGGCUUUUAGUUAGUUCACGGUGUCAGAGGUUUAAUGAAAUAUUAUUUCAAACAUCAUCUGUAGAAAGUAGGAAGGCUGGAAGAAGUAGCAUUUUAAUGUAAAUAAUUUGUAAGAGAUAUAUAUAUAUAUACAUAUGUAUGUAUCUCAAAUCUUACCUGAUGCCUUAACAUCUCUCGUUCUAAUUGUAGUUAAAAAAAUGCGUGGGGAAAAAAAAUCAACCCAUAAAUAGAUCUAGAAAAGUGUGGGGGUUUUUUUUGUUUGUUUUUUUAACUAAUAAUACUUAACGGUGGCUUUUUAUUUCUCUCAGUUGACUGCUCCAGUUUUUUGGAGGUGGAACUAAAAGACAAUCAAACAAUUGAGUAACAGACAAAUUCAUUAAAUUUUAAUGUAGAUCUACUUCAGUCUAUAUACGGAUGCUUCUUCAGUGACCAAAUAGCAUACGUAAAGUCACAAGACUUUUUAAAAAAAAGUGGGAAUUGAUUAUAUUAAGGGCACAGAAACAGGUGUAGAUGGGUAAAUUCAGGAUUAAUUACCAUUCCUCUAUAAAUGGCCUGCAUUUAAAUCUUUCACACUACUCUGUGGCAUGUAAAGAUAUCGGUCUGCUCUGCAUAAGGACCGAGUUUUGAUUAAAAAAGUCUCUAGCAUAAAGAUCUUUAUUUAACAUACCUGUAAAAUGUUCACACUGACGAUGUCAGGGCACGUCCUAAAAAACACGAGCCUUACUUUGCUGUUAAAUGGAUGAUACUGUACUGUGAGCAACAUGGCUAAAUGUACAGAUAAUAUAUAUUUGUGUUGGGAAACGUACCUUCGUCUGUCUCCCAUUUGCAUGCUCAUUCUCAGUUUGUAAAAUUUGCUGGUGUUCACUAAUGAGGUACAUUUUUACAACUUGAAGAUGCACUAAUGAGUUUUUACACUAAUGCCAUUAUUUCAGUACUCUGUUUGCUAAUGUUAUAAAUGAAAUAACAGUAGAAAUGCCUCAUGUUCACAGUAUACUUUCACUAACUGUGUGGAAUGUCUCAUAUCGGCGCUGGAUUUUCUGAUAUCAGUGUGUUUAUUUAAAUUGGAUAUGUAUUGAAUCGAAUAUGGUACUGAUACCAUUGUUCAUUAUGAUUUUUUUUUUCUUUCAGAUAUUUUUUUUUCCUUGUCUUUUAAAUUUUUUGGCAGUCCCGUUAAUGAGCCACUCUUGUUCGUACAGCGGCUGUAUCACUACAUUCUAAAACCAUCAUCUAUGUUUGAGUGUGUUUUAAAGCAAUAUAUGUAGUUCUAAUAUUUUCUCAGCUUGUAGGUUGUACUUUAAACAAUCAGUUUGUUUUCUGUAAUAUUUUGGAAUGAUUGAAUACACGAUCAAUAACAUGUAAACAUGAUUUAAACAUUGCUUUUCCCCCCCUCAAACACAAGCUCUGUAUCCUGUCUGGACUGUGACUACUACUGACUGGCCUGCUUGUGUUUGUGUAUCAGUGAGUUCAGUCCUCUCGUGUUAACUGUGUUCAUACAGAAAGGUUACUAAGGUUUGAUAGACACCUGAUUUCAGUUCCCUUUGUACUUUUAUUUGUUAAAUUGUAUUUUGCUUCUUUUUUGUUUUUUUUUUUUGUUUUUUUAAUACACUUUUCUCAAAUAUU